Malurus melanocephalus (red-backed fairy wren) is the source of this 1071-nucleotide messenger RNA. It is a transcript of the gene RGCC, whose product is annotated as regulator of cell cycle. Gene Ontology annotation, molecular function: protein kinase binding; protein kinase activator activity. Bases 69 to 464 code for a protein of 131 amino acids. The transcript has 5 exons. NCBI's taxonomy places the organism in Eukaryota, Metazoa, Chordata, Aves, Passeriformes, Maluridae. The record is from RefSeq and is a predicted model, not a curated record. Gene Ontology annotation, biological process: regulation of cell cycle. Gene Ontology annotation, cellular component: cytoplasm.
GCGGCCGGGCGCUCAGGCUGGCGGCGGGAGGCGGCAGCGGCGCUGGGGCAUCUCUGCCCGCAGCCGCCAUGAAAUCUCCUCCAGCCCAGCGCCCGGCGGGCCAAGCGCCGGGGGAGGACGGCGGCGGGGGCCUGGCGGAGGCGCUGGGAGAGUUCGACGCGGUGCUGGCGGAGUUCUCCUGCCCYGCCGGCCGGCGCCGCUUCUUCUACGGCGAGCACCUGGAGCGCAUGAAGCGGCGGAGCAGCGCCAGCGUCAGCGACGGCAGCGGCCUCAGCGACUCCGAGAGUGCAGAUUCACUCUACAGAAAUAGUUUCAGUCUCAGUGAUGAAAAGCUCAACUCUUCAACUGCAUCUACUCCAAGCUUGCCAUCCCCUUCAGUAACUCCUUGUAAAGCAAAGCUUGGAGACACAAAAGAACUGGAGGACUUCAUUGCUGAUCUUGACAGAACAUUAGCAAGUAUGUGAAAUGAAUUUUCAGCACUGUGCUUGCAUGUCGGUGUCCUCUGGAGGAUAAAUUACAUCAAUCAGUGAGAACUGCUGCCCUUGUCUGAUAACUUUGYUCCCCAAGAUACUCACCCUCUGAACAUAACCUUUGUGAACUCCUACAACUAUUUAAAUGGCAACAUUGAUGUUUUUUUACCUUGCAGCUGUUGUAAUAAGAUAACUUAAAUGUUAGAGCUGUAUUUUGCUUUAAAAUAUAGCUUUAAUUUUAAUUUAAAGUUGCUUUUAUGCAAAUAUAUUUGUAAUUUUAUAUAGUUGAAAACUUUAAUGCUUUUUUCCAUUAUAAUAUAUUUUUGUAUGCAAAUAAAUCCUGAACUGGAAUCCAGAUGUCUGGAAGCUUCCUAUGAACAUGAGAAAGCUGAAACAUAAGUACAAAUUAAACUCUUUUUAAAACAAMAUGCUUUAAAAUAUCUCAGUAACAGUGUAUUUCCUGUUAGGCAAAAUUUGUUAUGCUGAUUUAAUGUGAUUGCUUAAAUAAGAGAACUUUGUUCUAUGUAAAAUUAAUGCAAUCAGGAAAAUAAUAAAUUUGGUCAAACUGUUACUUCAGAUUUGUGUCAAUACCAAUGAAAUA